This is a messenger RNA of Ectocarpus siliculosus, 2008 nucleotides long. Lineage: Eukaryota; Phaeophyceae; Ectocarpales; Ectocarpaceae. The record is from the annotation of a GenBank genome assembly.
AUGCUGUUGCUGAUCACCCUGCUGCCCUUCGGGGCGCAUUUCGUGAAGAACUACUUCAGCUCCCUCGAGGUGUACUUUCUGGAGCAGGAUCCCAAGCUACACUUCAACGAGACCAAGUACGGGACGGUGAUGUCCGCGAUAUGGAUACCCAACCUCUUCAUGCCCUUCUUCGGGGGACUGUUCCUCGACUCCAAGGGCCACAAGCAAGGCAUCAUCAUGUUCCUCAGCGUCGAGCUCAUAGGACACGUCAUCUUCACGCUGGCGAUGAGCUGCGGCAACUUCUGGAUGGCCGUUUUCGGGGAGGCGGUAUACGGGUUAGGUUCUGGCGUCGUUGUGGUGGCGAUGCGGGCCGUCGUCUCCAAGUUUUUCCUUGCGAAAGAGCUAUCGUUCGGGAUGGGUAUCACGAUCGCCAUGGCGGGCGUGUCCAAGACUCUGGCAAAGGCGUCGGUGGCCCCGGUCGCUGAGAGGUGGGGGUACAUGGGGGCGCUCUGGUACGUGGCACUGUGGCAGGUGCUCUCCCUAUUGGCGGGGCUUGUCUACGUCAGAUUGGCUACGUCCGCGGGCAACCAUGUCGGCAUGGAGGAGGCGGGAGCGGAAGCGGGCCCGGGGCCAAAGGACCGUCGUGUUCGGUCGCACUUGGUGGCUUUGAGGCGGUCGACGCUGUCGUUCUGGUUGGUGGCGAUCUUGCACACCCUGCUCAACAUAGCCUACCACCUCUUCGCCAACUACUCCGGCCACUUCUUGGUAGAGAAUUACAAAGACAGCCCAGUCCGGGGGGGGUUCAUUUCGGCGGUGAUGCCUUUGGUGGGGUUGGUGUGCGCCCCGAUCGCGGUUUUAAUUUUGAACCGAUGGGGAAGCCAGUUGUUUGUUCUGCUGUUUGCGAACAUCAUCACCAUCAUGGCGUACGUCCUACUGCUGGAGGAACGAGCCGGGCCCGUGGUUUGCAUCCUCAUGCUGGCGUUUUGUGAAUCGUUCGUUCCGACGAUUCUGCUGAGCGCGUUGCCGCUGACGGUGCACCCGUCCGUCUAUGGCGCCGCUUUCGGGAUGGCAGAGGUGCUGUCAGCGAUAGGCAACAUCCUGUCGAACGUCUUCUUCGGGUACUCCAAGGACCGGACCUCGUCGUACAAGGAUGACAUGGUUUCGCUCGUCGUGGUGUGCGUGGUCUGCCUGGGGCUGACGCUGCUGCUCUUGUUCUGGGACGCCAAGCACGGGAAGUCGCUGCUCAACCGCGGGAAGCGGACGACGCCAGCGGAUGUGAAGCUGCUGGGGUGAAAAAAGCGGCCCGUCCAGUGCCUGCUCGGGAGGGCGCGGGGAGGAACGAACAGCAGUGUUGGUCUCUUUCAGAGCAAAAACACCCACGAAGCGGCACGUCCAGUGCCGCUUCGGGAUUGCUAUCUAGCGCAGGGGAACGGAACGAACAGCAACGAUUCUCUCUUCUCUCUCGACGUGCGGCAGCAAAGCGUAAAAAAAAGCACCCACGAACCUUGGGGCAGUUUCUGGGUGUUUCUUGUGUGAACGCGAGGAACCCGUUCAUCCGAUUUUGUUGUGUUUUUCGUCGACGUCGUCCGGUUGUUGUGGGCAGUACAGCAGUAGGUCGUGAUCUUGAAAUGUGUCCCGAAAAUAAAUGCACCGCUCCCGGAGCCAGCCGUAGCGCAGCAUGCCUUUGUCCGACCGAGAGAAUGGCCCGAGUUUUUUUUUUUAUUUUUUUUGUUGAUGCGUGCGUGUUGUGGCAUGUACUCAAGCGCCAGUUGUCCUUGGCGCGCGAGUAGUCGCGAGGGAGGGAGGUUAUCGUUUGGUUGGCCAUAUGGAUGAAGAUUCGUACGUGGGGCUGGGCUUGGAACGCCCCCCGACGAUACACUAGAUUUAUUUUUUUCUUUCUGAAUACCAGUAGUAGAUAUGGUACAACAAUUCCAUCUUUGUCUAUAUAAAAAGAGUAUAUUAUAGAUUAGCGAUGAAUCCAUAGCGUCAGCGGAGGCUGUACCUGUAUUUCCAGGAUUUCCCGGGGUUU